Messenger RNA from Orbilia oligospora ATCC 24927, 2988 nucleotides. RefSeq lists its product as uncharacterized. The record is from RefSeq and is a predicted model, not a curated record. Gene Ontology annotation, biological process: proteolysis. The transcript has 6 exons. The coding region runs from base 1 to 2988 and encodes 995 amino acids. Gene Ontology annotation, molecular function: serine-type endopeptidase activity. NCBI's taxonomy places the organism in Eukaryota, Fungi, Ascomycota, Orbiliomycetes, Orbiliales, Orbiliaceae.
AUGGACAUUGAAUUUAAAAAGAAGUCAGCCUAUCGAAAGAGGGGAGCCAAAAACUCUGGCGAAAAUGAAGAGCCUCAAAACGAACAGACGAAAACGAUGCAAAAUUUUCAAAAGAACUUCCUAGAUCUUCUAUUUAACGUGUCAGGAAAGCCGGCGGAUCAACCGCUUCGUUUUCUAAAGAAAAAGGUUGAAGAGCACAAUGAAUUUCUGGAAACUUGUACAGGGGGUCGCAACAUACUUGACAAGUUACUCGGCCAGUUGGUAAAUUCAUACGAAGAACUCCCUGAAGAUAUUCUCCUUGUGAUAUUCUCAUCUAUUGAAUACAUGGCUGUCAAGAAACCGGGCCUACUGCAUGGCAAGGAUGUACGGGAAACCACGGCCUUGAACAUAAUAGCGAAAUGUUAUCCAGAUGUUUGCAUGAACAUCGUCAACAUCUUGAUACCGCCAAACACUCUAGACAAAGCAAAACUGGAGAGAAAUUGUCGAGGGGGCAGCGAUGACAAAUACAUAUGCCCAUUGUCGACUAUCAAUGAAUACCUCCGAGAACAUUCGUAUCGAAAAGACAUCGCCCCGGAGCACCCCGUCUCGAAAAAAUAUAAGUGUUUUCAUGACCUUAUCGAUCUGGAGAUUCUGGAGGACAAGAACACUGAACUAAAGUGUGCGCUCGAAUCGGCAAUCCUACCCAAAGAAACAACGUCACUAGGAAGCUCGACUCCUGAACAUGGACAGGGAAAGUCCAUACUCGGAAAUCUUUUAAACGAAGACUUUAUUGACCCGAUCAACGAUCCAGACGCCAUCGAAGAUCAGCUCAGCGGUUUCGAAUCUUUUUUGAACUUAUGCAAAAAUGAGGUUUUCAGCUACCGGAACGAGCAUGGAUUGACGCCUCUUCAACAGGCCAUAUGUUUCUAUCGCGACUCGGGGAAAAAGUCAAUAAAUUGGAGCUUUCUCUACGAAAUAAUCAAGAGCCUGGUUGUGCGGUUCCCGGAAUCUAUAUACAUAGAGUCAACAGCCAGGGCAACUGCCUAUACUCUCUUAGGAAGAUUCGAGUCCUCUAAAGAUAGAUCCUCGGACCAAACGUUGAUCAAGACCUAUACAAGAAACCCAAAUGAACAAGUAAACCCGGAGGCUGAUAACGAUGAAAUGAAGCCUCAGAGAAGAGGGGAGCGGAAAUUGACACUUCUGGAAUCCAAAAAACGUACAGAAUACCUUCUUAAGAUGAAUUGUAUCAGAGACGGAUCGAAAUCUCACAACGAAAAAAUACGUUAUUUAUACUCCAAUAACGGGCCUGUCCGAAACGCUCCAGCCAUGGAAUUUGAGGAAAUCCUCGAGUUGGUGCGCCUUCCUCAGAAGUGGCAACCUAAAAGCCCCACGGGAGAAAUGCCCAAGGUGGACGGUCUUCGCUUUUCCGACGAAGACCGGGAAAGCCGGCACCAAGAUCCAUACACCGCUAUUUUCCGGUGGUUGCGAAACGAUAAAAAAGUAAAAAAAAUAGUUCGUGUGGAGGUCGAUGAGAUUGUAGAGGGUGUCCAUGAUCAUAAUGUAUCACCUCACAGCAACCAUGCGAUCCGACAAUGCCUCCAGGGAUUUGAUGUCGAAGAACUAGACUGGAGAAAGUUCGAUAUCUGCGGAAACACCAUAUUCGAAGCAGUCGCACCCAAGAUCUCCCAGAGCAAUUCGUCUCCGGGAAGAGAACCAGCUCUCAGAAUAUUAGAUCUCUACUCAAGCGGGAAUACCGCCGUGCUUCGGGGGUGGGCCAACGACGACAGCCUAUCCAAGCUAAAGAAUUUGAAAGAAAUCACGAUACAUAUCCGUGCCUCCAAUCGAAGGGAUAGAGCAGACUGCGAAGCAUAUAAGGAGACACUCAAAACGAAACUGGAACAAUUUCACCCCUCCCUCACGGUCCGUUUCGAUGAAAAAAUGUUUUCUUCAGCUAUCACCGACCAGGCUAGAGGUAGCCAUGGCGCGAAAACUGUCAGCCUAUCGGAAUCAAAGACACAAUGGAUCGACAAGAUGGAAAAUUUCCGAAAUUGCAUACAGAGGGCAAUUGAUCCGGACAGAAGCCAGCCUAUACUUAAAAACUUCCCUACAAUUAAAGUCGCAGUUCUUGAUGAUGGCGUUAACUUCGAGACUGUACCACCUAUAUGCAUAAAGGACGCGAAGGCUUUCUGCCAUAAAGGUCAUCUAUAUUACCGAUUCGACAAUAACCAUGGAACAAUAACGGCUUCACUUGUUCGAGAAGUAUGUCCGGACGUCGAGCUCUAUAUCGCUCGUUUGGAUGACACGAAAGAAUUAAGUCGAGAUCGUUUCCAUAUUCGAUCUGCCGCUGAGGGAAUCCAAUCGGCGAUCGAUAAGAAAGUCGACAUUAUAUCUAUGAGUUGGUCGUUUGCUGCCAGCCCCAACGACGAGGAUAAAAACAAGGUUAGGGAAGCGAUACAGCUUGCAGCAUCAAAGAAAAUACUACUUUUUGCCUCCAUGCCCGACAAAGGCCCAGAUGCAAAGCUUGAAGAUUAUUGGCCCGCAGGUCUCCCGGACGUCAUCAGGAUUGGGUCCGCUACAACGACUGGGCAACGCUCCACCGAUAACUGGUCAUCAGAGCCAGAAUAUAUUUUCCCAGGAGAAGAUAUAGAGUUAAGGAGUGAAAAAGGAGAAAACGACAAAAAAGUUGUUAGCGGAAGCUCUGCUUCGACGGCUUUGGCUGCUGGACUUGCCGCCCUUAUUUUAUUCUACAUGGAAGCCUAUGUCCAAGUCAAAUCUAUGACUGCAGAGGAAGCAGGAGAUAUCGUCGGGAAGGUAAGGACUUGCGCGGGAAUGAGAGCUUCAUUCAGAGCACUCUCCUCGAAACACCCCACUUGGAAUGAUUACUACGUCCGGCCAUACAUGAACAAGACCUUCAAUAAAUCCGUUGGAGAUCGCUCAUCAAGCAUAAAAGGUAUGAUUACGGAUGUCGGAACCGUCUUAGCCGAUAGGUUACAGAGUGUGAUUCUUUAA